CUUUAUUUUGACUUGAGAAGAACUUCUUCUUCUUUUCUUUCACUAAAAAAAUAUUUAUUUUUAUUUUCCUUCAAAAAAAUCUCCAUUCGGUAUCAGCCAUAGCCAAACCUCUCUUCUCUCUUAUUGUUGGGAUCGAGAAACUUGCCUUGAUAAACUCGGAAACUUGUAAAUCAGAGACCUUCGUAGAAACUACCCAGAAACAGCAUCUCAACAAAGAAACUAAUCAUUAUACUAAUGCCUCUGAUGCUCUUGUUUUGAUCCUCUGUUUUGGUUUGUGAUCGACUUCUCUUUAUUAAGUCUACUUCUACCAGAUGCAGAUUAAAGAUUCAUUUUUGUUUUGAACUUUAAGCCGACAUAGAGCUGUUUUCAUAGAUAUAUAUAUACUAUAGGACGAGUUAUUGAAGCAAUGGAUGUUAAUGAGGUUGAAGAAAAUUUCUUUGCCCCUGGUGAUGCCAAGCUACACGGAGAUAUGUGCAAUGCUCUUUCAGUGAUCUACUGCAAGAUCAUGUCUAUUUUCCCGUCACUUGAAGCUGCUCGGCCGAGAAGCAAAUCUGGUAUUCAAGCUUUGUGUUCACUUCACGUGGUUUUAGAAAAAGUGAAGAACAUUCUACGCCAUUGCACUGAAUCUAGUAAACUUUAUUUGGCUAUAACAGGGGACUCAGUAGUUUUGAAAUUCGAGAAGGCGAAAUCAUCUCUUAUAGAUAGCCUUAGGCGUGUUGAAGAUAUAGUCCAACAGUCUAUUGGAUCUCAGCUUUUGGAGAUUUUGAUGGAGUUAGAGAACACCGAAUUUUCACUUGAUCCAUCAGAGAAGGAAAUUGGGGAUCAAAUCAUUGGAUUGCUGCAACAAGGGGGGAAUUUUGAGAGCUCAACUGAUAAUAAUGAACUUGAGGUUUUCCAUCAGGCUGCUACUAGACUAGGUAUCACUUCUUCUAGAGCAGCUCUCACAGAGCGAAGAUGCCUCAAGAAACUCAUUGAGAGGGCCCGAAUGGAGGAUGACAAGAGGAAAGAAUCAAUAGUGGCUUAUUUAUUACAUCUCAUGAGGAAAUACUCAAAGCUAUUCAGAAGUGAGAUUUGGGAUGACAAUGAUUCACAGGGUAGUAGUUCAUUGCCUUGUUCACCUACUAUCCAGGGUUCUCUUGACGAUGCCCAUGGUCGUGCAUUUGACCGUCAGCUAUCAAAACUGAGUUCCUUCAACUUCAGAUCUUGCAAUAACAAUAGGAAAUCUUUGCAGAUAUCUGUUCCGCCAGAAGAAUUGAGGUGUCCAAUAUCUUUGCAGCUUAUGUAUGACCCUGUAAUUAUCGCGUCUGGGCAAACGUAUGAGAGAAUCUGUAUCGAGAAAUGGUUUAGUGAUGGACACAACACAUGUCCCAAAACUCACCAGCAGCUUUCUCAUCUAUGCUUGACUCCUAACUAUUGUGUCAAGGCUCUAAUUUCUAGCUGGUGUGAACAGAACGGCGUUCAGGCCCCUGAAGGACCGCCUGAGUCUCUAGACCUUAACUAUUGGAGGUUGGCGUUGUCUGUGUCCGAGUCUACCGACACGAGAUCAGUAAAACGUGUUGGUUCUUGUAAGUUGAAGGAUGUGAAGGUGGUUCCUUUGGAAGAAAGUGGAACCAUCAAAGAGGAAGCCUGUGAAUCAGAAUACCAGGAAGAUCAAGUUACUCUUGUUGAAAGAUGUACGGAAUUGUUGACCACUUUAAGUGAAGUGGAUACCUUACGGAGGAAAUGCAGAGUUGUUGAGCAGAUAAGAGUAUUGCUAAAAGAUGAUGAGGAGGCCAGGAUUCUCAUGGGGGAAAAUGGGUGUGUUGAAGCGUUGCUUCAGUUUCUAGGAUCAGCUCUUACUGAAAAUAACGCUUCAGCCCAGAAAGUUGGAGCCAUGGCUCUCUUUAACUUGGCUGUGGACAGCAACAGGAACAAGGAGUUGAUGCUAGCAUCAGGAAUUAUUCCUCUGCUGGAGGAAAUGCUCUGUAAUCCACAUUCCCAUGGUUCAGUGACGGCACUUUAUCUGAACCUUUCGUGUCUUGAAGAAGCAAAGCCCGUCAUAGGUUCGAGUCUGGCAGUUCCUUUCAUGGUAAAUCUUCUUUGGACCGAGACAGAAGUCCAGUGCAAAGUCGAUGCCCUUCACUCCCUUUUUCACCUGUCCACCUACCCUCCCAAUAUCCCCUGCCUUUUAUCUUCUGACAUUGUCAACGCCCUUCAAUCACUCACUAUCAGUGAUGAUCAACGAUGGACAGAAAAGUCCUUAGCUGUUCUACUAAAUUUGGUUUUGAACGAGGCAGGAAAAGACGAGAUGGUUUCAGCACCUGGCCUUGUGAGCAAUCUCUGCACCAUUCUUGACACGGGUGAACCAAAUGAGCAAGAACAAGCUGUUUCUUUGCUUCUCAUAUUAUGCAAUCACAGUGAGAUAUGUAGCCAGAUGGUUUUACAAGAAGGAGUAAUACCGUCUUUGGUAUCUAUUUCCGUAAACGGUACUCAACGUGGAAGAGAAAGGGCACAGAAGCUACUGACACUAUUCAGGGAAUUGAGGCAGAGGGAUCAAACCCAUCUAACAGAACCGCAACAUACAGAAGUCACAAGCCCCGAGGACGGAUUCUCUGUUGCUGCAGCCGCUGUAACAGAGUCAAAACCGCAGUGUAAAUCAGCCUCGAGAAAGAAAAUGGGAAGAGCAUUCAGUUUUCUAUGGAAAAGCAAGAGCUUCUCAGUUUACCAGUGUUGAGUCUGGUUUUUACCUAUAGUUGGUGUAAAGUUGUACUUUGUUUUUCCCAUCUCAAAGAAAGACUUAAUAUCUCUUUUUGAAAGUCUUGGAGGUAAAAAGAAAGAUGCUUGUAUAGGUAUGUAGUUUAUACCCAAGGAUUUUUGGGUCCUGGUUAUACAAAUUACAGUGUACUGUAUGUAGGUUUUAUAACAUUGAUGAGAAAUGUUUGUACUCUUAAAA
Messenger RNA from Arabidopsis lyrata subsp. lyrata, 2932 nucleotides. Its product is annotated as U-box domain-containing protein 45. NCBI's taxonomy places the organism in Eukaryota, Viridiplantae, Streptophyta, Magnoliopsida, Brassicales, Brassicaceae. Bases 407 to 2713 code for a protein of 768 amino acids. Gene Ontology annotation, cellular component: nucleus; cytoplasm. The transcript is spliced from 6 exons. The record is from RefSeq and is a predicted model, not a curated record. Gene Ontology annotation, biological process: protein ubiquitination. Gene Ontology annotation, molecular function: protein binding; ubiquitin-protein transferase activity.